Molecule: messenger RNA, 975 nt
Organism: Boleophthalmus pectinirostris (great blue-spotted mudskipper)
Lineage: Eukaryota; Metazoa; Chordata; Actinopteri; Gobiiformes; Gobiidae
Product: radial spoke head protein 6 homolog A
Exons: 6
Coding region: 1-975 (324 amino acids)
Biological process (GO): axoneme assembly; cilium movement involved in cell motility; cilium assembly
Cellular component (GO): radial spoke; axoneme
Source: RefSeq, a predicted model, not a curated record
AUGAGUUUCCUGCGCAGAGGGGCUGGGUGCUCCCUUAGAGAUAGGGAUCUUCUUCCUCAGUCGACGUACAAACCUCCUCCGGUCGUCCCCACCGAGGCCCUCGGCACAGGCACAAACAAAUACGUGUACUAUGUGUGUAAAGAGCCGGGCUUCCCGUGGACCAGGCUCCCCGCGGUCACUCCGGCUCAGAUCACCGCCGCGCGCCUCAUCAAGAAGUUCUUCACCGGGAGACUGGACGCUCCCAUCGAGAGCUUCCCGCCUUUCCCCGGCAACGAGGCCAACUACCUGAGGGCCCAGAUCGCUCGCAUCUCCGGAGGGACACAGGUGAGUCCAAAGGGUUUUUACCACUUUAAAGAAGAGGAGGGGAACGAGGAGGACGAGGUGACCCAGGACACUUACGAGGCGGACCCAGAGUUCGAGGGGCUCCCGGCCGUCAAACUGUCCGAGUCUCUGUCCGCGUGGGUCCACCACACGCAGCACAUUCUGGAACAGGGUCGCUGUACGUGGGUGAACCUCACGUCAAAAGCAGAAGAACAGAACGAGGAAGGAGAGGAGGAGCGAGAGGAAGAGUCAGAGGAAGCAGAGCCUGAGCUGGGGCCUCCACUGCUCACACCUCUGUCCCAAGACAUAGAACUGUUCAACACUCCUCCCUGGACUCUGAAGAUGUCGUCCAGUUUGACUCCAGAACACGCCGUGGCUUUUGUCCGCUCCAACCUGUGGCCCGGAGCUUAUGCCUACGCCACCGGAAAAAAGUUUGAGAACGUUUACAUCGGCUGGGGGCUGAAGUACACGGGGGAGGGGUACAGCCCGCCCGUGCCUCCCCCGCCGCAGAGGGAGUACCCGAGCGGCCCCGAGAUCACAGAGGACGGGGACCCCAGCGUAGAGGAAGAACAGGACCUGAAGGACGCGCUGGAGGAGCAGGAGGCGGCCAAAGAAGAAGACGAGGAAGAGGAGGACGAGGACGAAGACGACUGA